CCUUGAGAAGACUAUGUCGGCGAAGCAGCGGCUCGCGCACCAGAAGGGGAAGAUCCUUGCUCAAGCAAACCAUGAUUAUGGCUCCAUGCGCUUGGAUAUCAACGAUCCGUCCGUGCACUGGGACUACACGAUUGCAUUCCAAAACCCAGUCAUGCGCAAGCCUGGUGCCAAAGAACCGCCAUUCUCGGUGGAAGAAAUCCUUCGCCGCCUACACUCGCAAGGCUUGCAAUUCCGCCUGUACUACUCGUCCACCCGCGAUAUCAUUUUCUGCGAAAUCCGGUGCCACUACCAACGCUUGAAGAUCGAAGCUGAUCGUAUCGACAUGCCAGUGUUGUUGGAUGCCAAGGAAUUGCAAGCCACGGCCGAACGUGGGUUCAAGAACUUGGGUAUCAAGCCGUUCCCGAUCUCCGACGUCAAGAGAAUCUACGACUAUGCUCCGUACGAAUACAUCCACGCGGCGUUCGAAGACGAUGAUGACAAGCAAUACUUGUUUGCCAAGCGCAACUUGGACGGCACAGUGUUCCCGCCUGUCAAACGCAUGCAGCUGAUUGAAAGUAUUAUCAUCUCCAAGGAGUGCUGCGACUUAGACUUGGACAAAUUGAUCCUGAACGAGUCGAUCCUGGCGUGCUACCCUCUCCACAACGAAGACGAAGUGAAGAUUCUCGCCCGUGACUGGAUCCCUGUCUUUAGAAUGCCUUGGAGCCAACCUUUGGACAGCAUCCGCGAAUACUUUGGCGAACGCAUUGCCUUCUACUUUGCGUACUUGGGACACUACACGACGUUUAUGGUUUACGCUGCUGUCGUUGGUGCCCUCGUGUUCACGGCACAACGAUUCAUCGGAGACACCCGUCAAAAUUUUGGAAAGGAAGAGGUGCUUGUCUUGUCGCACACUCCAUACUUGAUCCCGGCGUUCGGCUUUUUCAUGUGCGUGUGGUCGACCAUUUUCUUGGAAACGUGGAAGCGCGAACAAAACGUGUUGGCGAUGAAGUGGGGGAUGUCGGAGCUAGCCCAAGAAGAAAACCCUCGUCCUCAAUUCGCAGGUGAACCGAUUGCGAGCCCCAUCAACGGCGUCCAUUCGCUUUACUUCGCCCCCUCGAAGAAGUACACCCGCGUUGCCAUGUCGUGGGGCGUCCUCCUUCUGCUGAUCUCGAUCGUGUUCCUCUUGGUUGCGGGCAUCUUUCGCCUGCGCUACAUCUGGACCAACGACGACUCGUUGAAGCUCCCGGGGGUGUUAUCGCAUAUUCCCGUGGGGUCACUCUUGGCGUCUGUGGCGAACGUGGUCCAGAUUACCAUCAUGGGCAAGAUCUACUAUAAGACGUUCUAUUCGUUCAAUGAGUACGAAAACCACGAGACCGACUCGGAGUACGAAUCGUCGCUCGUGGUCAAGACGUUCGUCUUCAACUUUGUCAACAACUUCGCCGCAUUGUUCUACACGGCGUUCUUGAAGGAGUCAUUCGAAGGCGAGUGCAAGGACCACGAUUGCCUUGGUGAGUUGGCGUACUGUUUGGCGCUUGUGUUUGGCAUCCAACUCGUGGUCGGCAACGUUCGCGAGAUUUUGCUCCCCCGCUUCUUUGCCUGGUUGAACAAGCGCAGCAUCGUCAAGGGCGAAGCGGUGACGGAAAUGGUCUCCGAAGCUGAGAAGCAGUUCUCUCUCUCCACGUAUGAAUGGAGCGGCACAUUCGACGACUACACGGAAAUGAUCACCCAAUUCGGGUACUGUUCGUUGUUCGUGGUGUCGUUCCCGUUGACUCCCCUGUUUGCCUUGGUGAACAACUACAUUGAAAUCCGCGUCGAUGGGUUCCGCCUCCUCUUCGACAACCGGCGCUCCCGUCCUCGCAGCGCCGGCAGCAUUGGCAUGUGGCUUGACAUUGUCGAGUGGUGCACCACGAUUGCCAUUUUCACCAACGCGUACGUGAUCGUGUGGACGUCCAACACGUUCGACUUCCUCAAAAACUCGAAUCUGUUCAAGUUCCCCAACGGGGACGUAAACGAGGACGCUGUCGACGAGUACGCCAAGGUCCAAAAGCUCAUCGCGUUUGUCUCGUUCGUGGCCAUCAUGAUGGUGAUCCGGUUCUUCCUCGCACACGUUAUCCCUGACGUCCCGGCGUCCGUGUCGGCCCAACUCAAGCGCCAGCAAUUCUUCAACAACAAGGCCAUCUUUCGUGUGCCCGACGACAUCGUGAGCAAGUACGUGCCCAACCAGAGCGACACGUUCGACAUGACCAUCCACGACCAUUAAGACGAUCCAUACGCAUUGGAGUAAAGCUAGCUCGACAAGCAACGCCAUGUUUGUGUACAUCAUUAAGGUAAUUCUUGUGUCAUCA
Molecule: messenger RNA, 2324 nt
Organism: Aphanomyces invadans
Lineage: Eukaryota; Oomycota; Saprolegniomycetes; Saprolegniales; Verrucalvaceae
Exons: 1
Coding region: 14-2239 (741 amino acids)
Biological process (GO): chloride transmembrane transport
Molecular function (GO): protein dimerization activity; chloride channel activity
Source: RefSeq, a predicted model, not a curated record